Gambusia affinis (western mosquitofish) is the source of this 3985-nucleotide messenger RNA. It is a transcript of the gene retreg2, whose product is annotated as reticulophagy regulator family member 2. NCBI's taxonomy places the organism in Eukaryota, Metazoa, Chordata, Actinopteri, Cyprinodontiformes, Poeciliidae. The record is from RefSeq and is a predicted model, not a curated record. The transcript is spliced from 9 exons. The coding region runs from base 167 to 1855 and encodes 562 amino acids.
AAUCUUUGACUGCAUAAGAACCUUUUCUUAAAUUUAGGUUUAGUGUUUUUUUAUUUUGAAGGAGUAAUCCGGAAGCUGUAGUUUUCAUUUAGAGUGUUGUCUUGACAUAGACCGUUCCAUAUACCCCGUGAUCUCCAAAACAACAUAACAAAAGUGGGGAAAAAACAUGGCGUGCGGAGAGGAGGCCACAAAACGCCCCUUGUUAACCUCCUCUACGGUCGGCCUGGAGGAUCUGUUCCCUGCCGGGACCUCGGAGCAGGCGUGCGGGGACGGGAACCCGGAGCUCGACCGCUUGCGGGAAUGUCUCCAAGCUUGGCUAUCGCCGUACGAGCCCCUGCUGCUGUGGGUGCAGAGGCUGCUGGUCUGGGAGAGGCCGCUGUAUAGCGUCUCAGCCGCCCUGACUCUUAACACUUUAUUCUGGGUCCUGUCCUCCACUUCCCUGCGGCCCCUGUUCCUGCUGAGUGUGUCCCUGCUGGGCCUGAUGCUGCUGGAGAGAUGGAAGCCCAAGUUGCCCAUCAUUACAGUCCAACAUGCUGAGGCUGAACCUACACAAAGCCCAACUUUGAGCUCGGAGCAUCAUCUGCUCAGCGUCCCGGAGCUCAGCCACCACCUCGCCGAGAGCUACCUGACCUGCUGCCUGUAUCUGCAGGAGAUGCUGCAGUACAAACGCAGAAACCAUGGAAGGUUCUGUGUGAUGAUGUGCAGCGGCUGCUUUGUGCUCGCUCUGGUUGGACAUUAUGUGCCAGGAAUCAUGAUUUCAUAUAUCAUAGCCCUAAGCGUGCUGCUGUGGCCCCUGGUGGUGUAUCAUGAGCUGAUCCAGAGGAUGUACACCGGCUUGGAGCCGAUUCUGAUGAAACUGGACUACAGCAUGAAGGGCGACACCGAGCACCGGAAGCACGACAAGAGGAAGGUAAAAAAGGAGCUGGAGGAGGGCGAUGAGCCCAGAGCAGAAACCGAAAGUGAGAGCGAGGAAGAGGAGGAAGAAUUGUCCUGUUUUGCUCCAACGGUGGAUGUGAAAACGACAGCUCUGGCAAUGGCCAUCACAGACUCUGAACUGUCAGAUGAAGAAGCGUCCAUCCUGGAGAGCGGAGGCUUCCCGGUCUCCAGAGCCACCACGCCUCAACUAACUGAUUUCUCUGAAGACCUGGACCCGCAGAGUUUCCACAGUGAUCCGGAGGAGGCCUACCUGCGGGAUCUUCCCGAGUUCCCCUCCGUUGAGGAGUUCCCCUCCAUAGAGCACAGUCUGCUUCACUUCCCCCCGCGAGCUCAGAGCGAUGGCGGCCAGUCGGAGAAGGAACCGCUGAGCCCCGCCACGCUCCUCAUCCAGCACCUAGCGUCGCCUCUGCACUUUGUGAACACGCAUUUCAAUGGACACAGACGGCCACCGGGGGGCGAGGAGGGUGCCCUGCCGGCAGCGGGGAUCAGGGAAGAGGCGGAGGCGGCGGUGAGUCAGGGCGCUCAGCGCUCCUUGGAGGCUCUGAGCGAGGAGAUAGUGAGCACAGCCAUCUCCACCGUCGUGCAGAACACUCUGUCGGCGCUGCUGCGCUCCGGCGAGGACCCCUCCCUGGCCGACUUCCUCCCGACUGAAACCCUACCGGGCGCUCUGGAGUCACCCAGCCAGUCCGCCGACACUACAGUGGGAGUCCCGGAUCCGGACAGAGACCCGGAGGACGGGGCUACGACAACGGAAAGCGCAGCUGGCGAAGAGUACCCGGAUGACACUCUAGUAGCAACUGAGGAAGAGGACUUUGAGCUUUUGGACCAAAGUGAACUGGAGCAGGAGGACGAAGGUCUGGACAGAGAGGUGGGGGGGGCAGAUCCAGAUCCAGACGCACCUCAGCAACCACAGUCAUAGCCCCACUGGUCCCCCUUCCAUCUGCUUUUGCUUUUAUUUGUACAUCAUAUCUAUAAAAACCCCAAAUAUACAUAUGUCUCUCUAUCUAUAGAUAGAUAUAGAUCUAUAUAUAUAAAAUGCAUUAGUUCUGCAGCUUACUAGUGAGGCUCCAUUCAGUAAAACAAAACUCUACUGUACCUUUUAAAGGGGACAUUUUAUUCAAGAGCUACCCAUUCUAGUGCAUUUACAGUCAAACUUCUCCCAUUCUCUUUGCUACUCCCAAUAUCCUUUCAUUUAAAAACGAAAAGCUGGUUCUGAUUAACCCGUAAUUGAUCCAAAGUCUGGCAUUAAAUUAGCUCAAGUUGGAAAACUGUUCCAGUCUUACAGUUGGGAAGCAGCCAGCACUUUGUAGAGAAGUUUAAAUGUAUAACAUGUUCAGAUAAAAUCCCUAAAUUUUCCCCUUUAUAUGCAGUGCUAGCAGAGGUUGACUCAUCAUGGAAAAGAGUUAUCAGUUUUUUUUUCUUUUUUUUCUUAAAGAGAACAGGAAGAAGCUUUCGGGUUUUUUGGGGGUUUUUUUUGUAGGUUUUCUCUAAUCCACUUUUAUAUUUUUUUUAAGUGAUUGUCAUGGGGGGGUGGGAUCAGAAAAUUGCAUAUGCAUAGCCAGUUUCUCAACUGCUGCAGUAAAUGAGACACUAAUAUCCAUGUUGUUACAUAAACACACAUUGCUUUGUUUAUAAAUGUAUUGUUGAUUCCAGAAGCGUUUUCCAGUCCAGAACUGUCCCGUUGUGUGGACACGACUGGAUGUUUGUUACUUUUCAUUAGUCCUGUCUUCAUUCUUUUUGUCCAACCACCUGUUCUAGAGGCAAUGAAACCACACCAUGAUGCUGCCACCACCACCGUGCUUGACCUUUGGGAACUAUGGAGUUUAAUGCAACUGCUUCCCAUGAUGAGUGUACCUGAACCACAAAUGUGUCCCCUGGUUGAGACGGUACAGUAGAGGUUUGUGUCGGUUUCCUCCUGAAUGUUUGAGGAGGCAGAACUUGAAUGAAGGAUUGUUGGUUACGGGUUGUGGUUGCCUGGCAACCAGAAUCUGGCUCCUGAUGACAGUAGCUCACUCGCUGAAUCCGUCCGAGCAUAAGUUUGGGAGAAGGUAAAAAUGAUGGAAGGUAAAAAGAUUUAUACCUAUUAAUAUAUGCUAUAAAUUAUUUAAAUUAACAGCCAGCUAGUAUAGAAAGACUGAAAGUUUAUUUUUAUCCUUUUGGCUACCAUAUUGAUUGUAUAUAGGUGUUUUAAUGGCACAGUGUACAUCCAGAUGUAAAUUGUAGGAAAAUUACACGAAUCCCUUACUGAACCUCUGCAUUUUCGUUUAAAAAAAAAAAAAGAAGAAGCGAUUUUGUUUUUUUAGUGACUCGUUGCCUGAAAAUUGCAGCUUUGACAUUAUUGGAUGUUAUGAAUAUAGAAAUGGCACACAAGUGACUUUCAUGUGUGGCAAAACAGAAGAAGGACGCAAUUAUUAUUUUUUUUUCUAUCGUCAUCUGUACAUAAUUUGUCUGUUUGUGACUGAAAAAAAUGUUAUAUAGGCCCUUCAUGUGCAUAGCUGUCACUGUCUGUUACUGUUCAUGCAUGCGGUGUAUCGCGCAUGUAGGAACAUUUUGUUUUCAGGGGACUUUGGCUAUUUUAUUAAAUUUUUUUCUUUCUCCCUUUCUUGUAACGGCUUGGGAAUUGUUACAACAAUUGGCUCAGAAACAAUCAAGUCCGUAGGGAGGGGCCUUUUCUGCUUUCAUAAACGACUCGGCAUCCGACUCAGGUUGUACAAAAGCGAACGCAACACAGCGGAAGACGUCUCCGUUUCCUGCCCAGUAGUAGUGCAUCGUAUUUCUACUAAUCUCUGCUCUGUUUUCUCCCAGUUGCUAAUAGUGUAGAAGUGCAAAAAAAAAAAAAAAAAAGAUGGGAAGUGUAUUUUCUGCAUGUAAAAACAGCACUCUGUUCAAGUUCUCCUUGUCUUCAGACAAAGUACUGCACAACUUGUGAUGGGGAAAAAAAAACAAAACAACAAAAAACAAACCGUUGAAUGCUUCAGGUGAAAAGAGGUUCAGUUUGAUAUUUUGUUACUAAUGAUGGAAAUAAAAGUUUAAUGUUUAAAGACUUCUA